ACCUCACCGGCUCCGAGUUCCUCAACACGCACAUAUCACCCUCCAAGAUCUUAUUCUUAAAAAAAAAAAAAUACUGCAAUUCAUUAUCAUCUACUAGAAUUUCAAUCUAUUAUUACGUCAGGUCGUGUGCGUCUCGUUUGUUUUUCCCUGCAAAACAAGAAGAAAUUUAUUGUUAAACACAUCAUGAGGAUUUUCUUAGCUCUCUUCAUCUUAGGGCACGCAUUGGCGGGACUUCCGCACGGCCAGUUGUCGGCUCAAAUCAACGCGGAUAAAUUGAAACAUCACGAGAGACUACAUCCGAUUGUGGUCCAGCAAAAGACGCCCAAUGUUCCGGGUUCCGGCAUCCGCAUUCUGCGUCAACAACCGGCUGGCUAUCAGUACCCACAGCCGACCCCUUCCUUCUUCCUUCCCACACAAGCCAGCAAUUCAGUACAAACGGCAGUGACGCUACCCCAACAAUUAGUUCCAGCAUCGACCGCACCUCCGCCGACGUUAGCUCCGACCUAUCCGACGACGGCUUACCUGCCGCCUACCAGUGCGCCCACGACGGCUGCCCCGCCUCCGCCAGAGGUCAUCAUCGUCGAACCCAUCCGACCUGUGACCAUCCCGGCCUUCAUCGCUCCAGCCACAACGGCUCCGAUCACUGUGCCGCCCGUUAGCGUCACCCAACCGUCCAUCCUAUCGUUCAUACCUCGUCCGACCGUCGGCCCGGUUGUUGUCGAACCGCCAGCGAUGAACAUGGCUCUGAUGCCGCAAUUGCCCACCGUCCAAAUGGCCCAAAUCGUCUCGUUGGAUGUCGAUUGCGCUAAAGAGUCCAUGGUCGUCAAAAUCAAAUUCGAUCGCGCUUUCGGCGGUCUUAUCUACUCCAAGGGUUUCCAUAGCAACUUGGAUUGCCAUCACGUGCGUUACGGAACCAACCGCGAUUCGUAUGUGUUCACCAUCCGUUUGGAUUCGUGCGGAUCGCAAUGGGUCGACGCUUUGGCCAGUGGCGGACAAGCUUAUCUAGAAAACGUCAUCAUCAUUCAAAACGAGCCGGGCAUUCAAGAGAUCUGGGACACUUCCCGCUCAAUCCGCUGCUUCUGGGAAGGUUCCCUGGAGAAGACGGUCACUUACGCCUUCAACAUCGACAUGCUGGACACUCAGAUCGUCAGCUUCAGCGGCGAUUCGGCGACUGCCAGCAUGGACAUCCAGAUUGGCAAGGGACCGUUCGCUCCGAGCGUCAACGGACUGGUCAAGAUUGGCGAUACUUUGACGAUGGUCAUCGCCAUCGAAGGCGACCCAGGUUUCGAUGUCCAGGUGCAGGAGUGUAUCGCUCACGACGGCGACCGAGCCAACGCUGUGACGCUGACCGACAAACGCGGCUGCGUCCUCAAGAAGAAACUGAUGGGACCUUGGCAAAAGAGCAGCCAAACCGGCCGGCCCGGCGUGUCUCUCGUCGCCUUCUCCUUCUUCCAGGCUUUCAAAUUCCCCGAUCAAAUGGAAGUCUUCCUCGAAUGCAACGUCGAACUCUGCAAGAACGGAUGCGAUGUCUGCCCCGAUGACGCCAGUCUCUUUGACAUCCGCAGUCGCAAUCGCCGUAGCGUCAACAACUCAACGGCCGAAGUAUCGGACGUCCGUUUGCGCCGAUCGCUUCGCGUCAUCUCUAACGAGGAUAUUGCUUACAAACCAGAUUCGCAUUCCGUCGUGACUCUCACCACAGGCAAUCGUCUGACGAACCACGAGGACGUGUGCAUGUCCCUCAGCAGCUUCGUCGUCGGCCUCGUUGUGAUUCUCAUCAUCCUGGUCGUGUCGUGCGUCAUGACGGCCUUGCUCUGCGUGAAAAUCCGCUCGGCAACUGUCGGCACCGAGUCCAUCUACCCGCCAAGUUCCACGUACCACGCCUUUUCAUCUUCUGCCUCAAAAGCCUGAAACCAAUAAUUUCAAUUUGUAUACGAAACAUUUAGUCUUCAACUCCUAUCGUGAUUAUGUUUGAUAUUGUUCGCUACAUGCUGAUUGGCCAGGUGCGAUCGGCUCAUUGAAACUUGUGAAUAUUAUAGAGAUUUUAAUUUUUGUUGUAUUGAUUUCGGUACUAUGCUCAAUACACGACAACGAUUGACGUUGUUUUAUAUUUCAAA
Daphnia carinata is the source of this 2114-nucleotide messenger RNA. RefSeq lists its product as uncharacterized. Lineage: Eukaryota; Metazoa; Arthropoda; Branchiopoda; Diplostraca; Daphniidae. Bases 184 to 1908 code for a protein of 574 amino acids. The transcript has 8 exons. The record is from RefSeq and is a predicted model, not a curated record.